AUGACUUACACAGUCUCCGAGAUCACAGAUCUGCGCAUCUAUCCUAUCAAGUCAUGCCGAGGCAUAUCUCUGAAGUCGGCAAGGCUGACGAGACAGGGACUGGAGCUGGACAGACGGUGGAUGUUCAUUGACAGUAGUAAUAAAUUCAUCACCAUUCGCUCAAAACCGCAAAUGACAUUGAUCAACACCGCCAUUGAUUACGCUUCCGACAGCCUUGCCAUAACCAUAGGCCAUGACACCAACAAGCAAGUCAAGGUGCCUGUUCAUCCAAGGCAGGAGUGGCUCAGUGAAAACACCAGAGAAGUCUCAGUCGACAUUUGGGAGUAUAUCACCGACGCCUAUGCUUACACAGAUCCCACGAUGCUGGCACUUUUCAAAGAGUUUUUUGGUGAAGAGGUUCGUCUGGUGAUGAAGGGUCCCGAGCCAAGGAUAUGCGCCGGCAACGGCUCCCCUAAACGACUAGGACGUACCGAAAGCGUCAAUUUCCCAGACGUACUGCCCAUUCAGAUUGCCUCCGAGUCGUCGCUUGCCGAACUGAACUCGAGAUUAAAGGAGAAAGGCGAGAGCGAAAUCACCAUCGAACGCUUCCGACCAAAUAUCAUAAUCAAAGGAGGAGAACCAUGGUCUGAAGAUUCGUGGAAGACAGUGCGCAUUAACGGAGACUCUUCAUACUGGACUACACUCACGGGCGGCAACUUGCAUGCAAUUGAUGUCGAUGUGGUUGCAAGGUGUGCUCGGUGCACAGUACCCAACGUCGAUCCCGACACUGCGGAGAAGGAUGCCCACCAGCCCUGGGAUCUGUUGGUCAGUUACCGCAGGGUUGAUGAAGGCAUCAAGUAUAAACCUUGUUUCGGAAUGCUCUGUUGCCCAAGAAAUGAAGGAAAUGUCGAAUUAGGGAUGCGAUUCGAGGUCAUGGAAGUUACCGAUGCCCACAGAUAUGUCAAAGGGUUUUAG
Messenger RNA from Cladophialophora psammophila CBS 110553, 954 nucleotides. RefSeq lists its product as uncharacterized. The record is from RefSeq and is a predicted model, not a curated record. Gene Ontology annotation, molecular function: catalytic activity; pyridoxal phosphate binding; molybdenum ion binding. The transcript has 2 exons. The coding region runs from base 1 to 954 and encodes 317 amino acids. Lineage: Eukaryota; Fungi; Ascomycota; Eurotiomycetes; Chaetothyriales; Herpotrichiellaceae.